This is a messenger RNA of Odobenus rosmarus divergens (Pacific walrus), 282 nucleotides long. RefSeq names its product secretoglobin family 3A member 2-like (gene SCGB3A2). Lineage: Eukaryota; Metazoa; Chordata; Mammalia; Carnivora; Odobenidae. The record is from RefSeq and is a predicted model, not a curated record. The transcript is spliced from 3 exons. The coding region runs from base 1 to 282 and encodes 93 amino acids.
AUGAAGCUGGUAACUGUAUUUCUGCUGGUGAGUGUCAGCAUUUGCAUUUAUUCUGCUACCGCCUUCCUUACCAACAGUUUGCCAGAUGCUGUCAACAAAGUCUUACUUUUACCUGUGGACAACAUUCACCCCUUUAUGGAUCCAUUAAAGCUUCUUCUGAACACUCUGGGCAUUUCUAUUGAGCACCUUGUGGAAGGGCUAAGAAAGUGUGUGAAUGAGCUGGGACCAGAGGCCUCUGAGGCAGUGAAGAAACUGCUGGAGGCGCUGUCGCCUUUGGUGUGA